This is a messenger RNA of Peronospora farinosa, 348 nucleotides long. Lineage: Eukaryota; Oomycota; Peronosporomycetes; Peronosporales; Peronosporaceae. The record is from the annotation of a GenBank genome assembly.
AUGGGACAGGAGAGCGUGCGCACUUUUGACACAUUACAGAAAAUUGCAUUAGCUUCCUGUUCUUGGCAAGAAUACUUAUUUGUCAAGCUGGAAGCUGAGUUCGGUGAGCCGAUUGCGGGAUUACAUAUCGGUUCUUCACUGAAACCGGCCAUGAAGGAAGUAAUAGCUUCCGCCUCAUCAUUCAAGCUGCAGCAGAGAGCUAUGCACAUGUGGGGUGAGGUCGAACGUGUUAAGCAGUUUCAAACAAUAUGCGCUUCACUGACAAGAGAAGUUCAAUCACUGUCUGACCAAAAGAUCGGGCAGUCAUCAUCCAUACGCACACAAUUGAAAUGUCUUGGAAAGUCAUGA